AUGGACACUCCCAGGCGGUUUCCGACGCUCGUGCAACUGAUGCAGCCAAAAGCAAUGCCAGUCGAGGUGCUUGGUCACCUUCCUAAGCGGUUCUCCUGGUUCCACUCUGAGUUCCUGAAGAAUCCGAAGGUAGUUCGCCUUGAGGUUUGGCUGGUGGAAAAGAUCUUCGGCAGGGGCCGAGAACGCAUCCCGCACGUCCAGGGUAUGUCCCAAAUCUUGAUUCAUGUGAAUCGGUUGGACCCUAACGGCGAGGCUGAGAUCUUGGUAUUUGGGAGGCCUUCUUACCAGGAGGACACAAUCAAGAUGAUCAUGAACUUGGCUGACUAUCACCGCCAGCUCCAGGCGAAAGGCUCAGGAAAGGCGCUCGCCCAGGAUGUCGCCACUAAGAAGGCCGAGACUCAGCGGUCUUCAACAGAAGUCCGGGAGGCCGUGACUCAGCGUGCGGUGGAGGUCCGGGAGGCCGGGACCCAGCGUUCGGUGGAGGUCCGGGAGGUCGGGACACAGGGUACUCCGGUGGAGGUGCGGGAGACCGGGACCCAGCAAUCUCUGGAGGCUGCCAACCAGUCGGGGACCCAGCGAUCCCCCGAAGCUGCCAGCAAGGCAGUGACCCAGCGGUUUCGCGAGGAUGCCCGGGCCCCAGUUACCAGAUUAUGAAGGCAUCUCGGGCCCUGGAGCCACAGCCAGUCAGGGGUUAAAGUGAAAGCCUGUACUUCGCCCAGAAGCUGCGGUUGGGGGGAGGAUGAUGUGGAUUUUUUGUUUUACCCCUUCUGUUGAAUGGUUGCAAACACA
Molecule: messenger RNA, 789 nt
Organism: Rhinopithecus roxellana (golden snub-nosed monkey)
Lineage: Eukaryota; Metazoa; Chordata; Mammalia; Primates; Cercopithecidae
Gene: KHDC3L
Product: KH domain containing 3 like, subcortical maternal complex member
Exons: 3
Coding region: 1-654 (217 amino acids)
Cellular component (GO): protein-containing complex; apical cortex
Molecular function (GO): RNA binding
Source: RefSeq, a predicted model, not a curated record